This is a messenger RNA of Tremella mesenterica DSM 1558, 351 nucleotides long. RefSeq lists its product as uncharacterized. Gene Ontology annotation, cellular component: cytoplasm. Bases 1 to 351 code for a protein of 116 amino acids. The transcript is spliced from 4 exons. The record is from RefSeq and is a predicted model, not a curated record. NCBI's taxonomy places the organism in Eukaryota, Fungi, Basidiomycota, Tremellomycetes, Tremellales, Tremellaceae.
AUGACAACUGGGAAGAAUCAAAAUCGUCAAUUGGGAGGAUACAAAGCGACUUUACAUAAUCCUCAUACAGGUGAUCCGGCAAAAGAUAAAGCUGAAGAUAAACUUGAAUCACAUGGUGUGAUAGUCGAAAAAAGACCGGAUCAUCAUCAUCCGCAUGCCCAUCAUUUGAGGUCGGAUGAUAAACCCAAGUUUCCCGCGGAGGGAGAGUCUGAAGGUGAGGAAGAUAAGAAGAGGGAGGAUGAGGCAAAAGAGAGAAGGGUAUUGGGGGGAUAUAAGGCGACAUUGAGCAACCCCCACGCAUCCCCCAAAGCGAAAGAACACGCCGCUCAAGUUCUCGCCCAACGUGGAUAG